Molecule: messenger RNA, 1740 nt
Organism: Thalassophryne amazonica
Lineage: Eukaryota; Metazoa; Chordata; Actinopteri; Batrachoidiformes; Batrachoididae
Gene: isl2a
Product: ISL LIM homeobox 2a
Exons: 6
Coding region: 128-1213 (361 amino acids)
Biological process (GO): neuron fate specification; positive regulation of transcription by RNA polymerase II; axonogenesis
Cellular component (GO): nucleus
Molecular function (GO): DNA-binding transcription factor activity, RNA polymerase II-specific; cis-regulatory region sequence-specific DNA binding
Source: RefSeq, a predicted model, not a curated record
GACGUCACUGGUUGAGGAUCUUUUUUUUUUAACCUCUCUGUGGAGGAAGACAAGUUUCCCCUGCAGUCCGGGACGGGACGCUCUGCUCUGCUCCGCCCGUCGGCGUGCGCCGCGCUCCUUCUGCUACAUGCUGGAUAUCCCGAUCAACACUUCUUUCUUGGAUGAUAUGGGGGAUUAUUCCAAAAAGAAGUCUGGAAUCGCGAUGUGUGUGGGCUGUGGAAGUCAGAUACAGGACCAUUACAUCCUGAGAGUGUCCCCGGACAUGGAGUGGCACGCAGCCUGUCUCAAGUGCGCAGAGUGCAGCCAGUACCUGGACGAGACGUGUACCUGCUUCGUCCGAGACGGCAAGACUUACUGUAAAAGAGAUUACGUGAGGUUAUUUGGCAUCAAAUGCGCAAAGUGCAACAUGGGGUUUUGCAGCAGCGACCUGGUGAUGAGAGCCCGGGAUAACGUCUAUCACAUGGAGUGCUUUCGGUGCUCGGUGUGCAGCCGGCAGCUCCUGCCCGGGGACGAGUUCUCUCUGCGAGACGACGAGCUGCUGUGUCGGGCCGACCACGGCUUGUUGGUGGAACGGGCCUCCGCCGGCACCCCGCUGAGCCCGGGGAACAUCACCACCCCCAGACCGCUACACAUGUCAGACCCGGUCUCGGUCCGACACCCUCCUCACCACAGGAAUCACGUGCACAAGCAGUCCGAGAAGACCACCCGGGUCCGGACGGUUCUGAACGAGAAGCAGCUCCACACCCUGCGGACGUGCUAUAACGCCAACGCGCGACCGGACGCCCUGAUGAAGGAGCAGCUGGUGGAGAUGACCGGCCUGAGCCCCAGAGUCAUCCGCGUCUGGUUCCAGAACAAACGCUGCAAAGACAAGAAGAAAUCCAUCCUGAUGAAGCAGCUGCAGCAGCAGCAGCAACACAGCGACAAAACAAACCUGCAGGGUCUGACAGGAACCCCUCUGGUGGCGGGGAGUCCGAUCCGCCACGACACCAGCUUGCAGGUCAAUCCCGUGGAGGUGCAGACCUACCAGGCUCCGUGGAAAACCCUCAGUGACUUCGCCCUGCAGAGCGACCUGGAUCAACCUGCUUUCCAACAGCUGGUGUCCUUCUCUGAAGCUGGAUCUCUGGGUAACUCAUCGGGAAGUGACGUCACCUCUCUGUCGUCACAGUUACCGGACACACCGAACAGUAUGGUCCCCAGUCCAGUCGACACGUGAGACCCUCGGGUCAGCUGGAACCCCGGAGCGCGCACCUUUUUUUUUCCCACGGACGCGCAAAGAGACAUUGAAUGAAGAAACGCGCAUAAAGGACCCGGCUGGAUUAAACUUUGAGGAUACGAGUCGUGAACUGGAGAAUUUCAGCGGGGCCUGACUAUUCUCAUCCUGCAGUUAGAGGUCUCACCGUUUUCCUCAAGGACAAUUCGGCAGCAAACAAACGCUCCAAUCCCUGAGGCAGACGAGAGGAAUGCCGUGGAUUUCAAACAGUCUGUGCAGGACGUCUGAACACACACUGUGUACAUGUGCAUGAUUCAUUAUAAACACUUGUACAUUUACAAAAAAAGAAAAAAAAGAAAAAAGCGCACUGUUUGCGCUUUCAAGAACAUAAAUUAUUAUUAUUUAUUAAUAGGAGGACGGACAUAGCCGAUCUUAUCAAUAAAGUCACAGUUCUAAUCGCUUGUUGCAUGCAAAAUCCAUUUGUUGCGGAAGAAUUUUAAUCCGACCUAUCGGGCAAAAGAAUAAACUAA